Messenger RNA from Bursaphelenchus okinawaensis, 458 nucleotides. NCBI's taxonomy places the organism in Eukaryota, Metazoa, Nematoda, Chromadorea, Rhabditida, Aphelenchoididae. The record is from the annotation of a GenBank genome assembly.
AUGACGCAGAUCAACGACCAAGUCGACGUAGCCCACCACAGAGGCCAGAAAGGAAGAGACCGGAAACCCACCUGGAAAGAGGACGGAAAGCAAAGGGUAUGGCCAACGCUGCUGAUGAAUCGAUGGCCACGUCGUGGGGUCCCGAGAGUCGGUGAAGGAAGAGAAAGGGGACCGACUGUUUGUUUCUUUGGUUGAGAGCUGUGGACUCUCGGGAAGAGAGGGAACGAGAGGAGAGGGCGAAACGAAACGCCGCCGAGAGUCAACAACAAGGAAUUAUUCGUCGGUUGGGGACAAGAGAGGCCUGGCAGAGACCACAGCACCCAACUCACCCACCACCCCCACCAUAUGACUACAACGACCCUCGAGUGCGCGUCCAGCGAGGCCGUGGCCAAACAAUCCCCUUCCCUGCCAGUCAGAGGCAAAGACAGUUCAGCAAUGGAUACAAUAUGACACAGUAA